UGGGUGUAAAAAGUGACAUUCAUUUCGUUCCAUUCAUUCGUUUACAAAUGUCAGUAAAGGCUAGGCGAUUUUGCAAUAUUGUGAAGAAAAACGUUGUUUACGACUGAAAAUAACAAAUGUAACCAUUAAAAUGUUAUCAGUUGUGUACGGAGUUAGGGCGUGUGCGCGCCAAAAUACUGUGGCAUCGAAAUAACGCCGUUUUAAAAGUGAAAAGGGCGUUUUACCUACCUCCUUUGAGGGAAAUCGUAUUCGCCCAAGUUCUCUUUCGGGAUCAUGUUAAAGUUUAAAAAAAUGGGAUCGGAUAAAGUGCCGCUGUUGCUGGUGACCGCCAACGUGGGAUCUAUCUUCGAGGACCCAUCCGUGAUGCUCCCGAUAUGGACCUCCGAGUUCCUCCAAGCCGUCUCUCGCAUGGACCCGAAGUUCAUAGCCCUCCAUCUCCAGGAAGUCGGUGGCAAGGCCUACGAGAAGUCCAUGCAGUACGUGAAGGACUUCGUGCAGAGGCUGUGUGACUGUCCGGAGUUGCGGCUGUAUGACAAGAUCAGGAUAUUCCUCGAUGAGGAUUUUAGUUCCCCGGAGAAAUUUACGGCACUCGGAAACAUGUACUUCGCGCACUCGUCUCUCACCGACCUGAAGAUCUGGGACUUCGAGCAGAAAGCCUACGUGGAGGCGACUGGGAAGGAGGUUCACAGCGGCAAUAUCGAGAAGGUCACUACUAAGGAGAAGACCAAGUUUCCGCAGCAUUUCUUUCCUGAGUGUAAGUGGUCCCGAAAAGGCUUUCUUCGUACACGGUGGUUGAUUCGCGGCACUGCUGUAGAAUUCGUGAACAUACAUCUCUUCCACGAUGCUUCAAAUCUGCUUGCGCUGCAGCCAUUUCCUUCGGUGUACUGCCGGAGCCGGCGGCGCGCGCUCCGCCACACGCUGGGCCACAUCCACUCCGACGUGCACGCGGCGCCAUACUUCAUCUUCGGCGACUUCAACUUUCGAACCGACACCGGAGGCGUCGUCAAGAAAGUGACAGAAGAGCUUACAGCGUGCAGACUUCAGAAUGGCAACGCCACAGAGUCGUCAAAACUCCAAUAUCGAGGGCCUGAUGGCAGAAUAGUCCUCACAGUAGGCAAGAAGGAAUUCGCUCAUCAGGACCAUCAGAAGAUCUUCCGUGAGCCCUGGUUGCAACGGUUCGAUCGCGAGCUAGAAGCGCUGCGGCCGCAUUUGUACGAGUUCCCCGUCAAAUUCCCACCGACGUAUCCUUUUGAAGAGGACGUGCAGUUGCCGACGCAUUACAUGAAGACUAGAUGUCCGGCGUGGUGCGACCGCGUGCUGCUGUCGCCGGCGGCGCGCCUGCUCGUGCAGCACGAGCCGGCGCGGCCCGAGGCCAGACAUCUGCACACCUCUAGGAAAUCUGUAGCGGACUCCACGGACAGCAGCGGCCGCGUGUCGUCCUCCGACACGUCGCCGGCGCGGUCCGGCUCGCCGGCACACAGCCAUCAGUCAAGCCCCGGCAAGACGUUGGAGAAGAAAUCGUCAGUGGCCGACCUGGACGCGCUGGCCGUGCCGGGCAUCGGCGUCGCCAGGAAGAGCAUCGCGGACCCCACCAGCGUGCAGCACGCCAUUAACUCCAGGAUUUUAAACAACUUGACCGAAGAUCGGGAUGGGGUAUCGGACGGCGAAGGUUCCCCGGCGCGCCGCAAGCUGGUCCGCAACCAGAGCGAGGGCUCGCCCAAGCCCAGCGACGUGUCCAGCGAGCUGCGCCGCCUCGUGGAGCUGCCCGCGCGCCGCCGCUGCGAGUACGGGGCCAUCGGCGACGCGGCCUGCAUGGGGGACCACAAGCCGAUCUACUUGCGCGUGAUGCUGCAAAGCGACCGAGGUAACUUUCGCCAAGAGUUCCACUCUGAAAACUCACCGAAACACCAGAAGCCUGAAGAUCAAGACAUGAUGAACGACCUCCCUGACGCGCCUGCCUCGCGCUUCAUACACUUCAACGUCGACAGCCAGCAUAAUAUCUUCAAGGAAACUGAUAUUUAAAACUAAAUCUAAAUUAUAGAUAACGUUAGCAUAUUGAGAUGUUUCAGGGGUUUUUUGUAUGGAUAUUUUGCGUUGCAAUUUGGAAAAGUCCAAAAUGAGGUGAGUCCCUCUCUAUCUUAACUACUUACUUACUUACUCCGUUGACUCAGCGACCCAAAAUGAGACUUGGCCUCCGACACAAGACAGCGCCACUUUUCUCGGUCCUGUGCGACACUCGCCAAUUGUCGACUCGAAGCUCGCGCAGAUCCGCCUCCACCAUGUCGCUCCAGCGAUACCUAGGGCGUCCGAUAAGACGUCCUCCUGCUAGGCGACCCAGGUACGCUCUUUUUACGUUCCGAUCUUCGUCCAUUCUCUAUCUUAACAUAAAAAUAUAAAAAUGGUUCAGAACCAAGGACAAAUAAUAUUUUUGACUUGCCUUAAUUAUCUCUCAGGUUAGGUCAGGUCAAUUAUCUUUCAGAUGGAGGUUUGGCAAUUUUGUCACAGUUGGUCUUCUUUAUGCUAACAUUUUUUUUUUUUUUUUUGAAGGCGGUAAAAAUUUAUUUAAUUAUUUUCCAGAAGCACAUAUACUAAGCAUUAUUGACAAGUUAAUAAAAAAAAUUAUAUAAGUAAUACAAUUAACUAAACUAAAACUACUAUAUAAAACUAAAAAUCUAAAUCUAAAAUGGGCCCCCGUGACAAGGUACCGAGGAUGCUAACAUUAUAAACAAUAUUAGCAUUAAAUUUAGUCGUGCGCUCAUAGUACCAUUUAUAGCAUAAGUGCUAUAAAAACUUUCAUGCAUCAAAAACAUAACAACACGCAAUUUUACUAACAUCAUAAUUGUUAUUCAAUAUAGACAAUUAUAUAAUGACACCUGACAGUAACGAUGUCUGCAACUUGACAAUCACAAAAUGAACGGCGGAUUGUCAUUGUCACGUGACAAUUGUCAUGUGAAUGAAAUAGUCGCUUGUACAAAAAUGCAGAAACAUCAAAAGAGUUUCUGUAGGGAAUGCUAUGGUACUUGAUGACUAUUAAGUCAAUUUAUCUUUCGUCAAACAGAACUUAUUAUAUUGUUCAAUUAUACUCACUCGCAGUGCGACACGUUUAGUUCUGUAGUUUUUAUUCGUAAAAUAUGUUCUACUAGAUGUAGGAGGUAGGUACCUAUAACUACAUUGGUUUUUGCUAAAAAAAAAUUAACUUAGUUGUGUCAAUAUGUAAUUUAAUAAAAUACUACCCGCUAUUUCAUUAAAUUGUUAAAUUCAAAGGAGGUUAUUAAAUGAAAAUCUAAAUUUUAAAUAAAUAUUAUCAUGGACAUAAGCUAUGCUUUGUGUAGAACAUGGAUAAAUAAUGUUUUCCAAAUACUAUUCUAUUUAAUCUAGUUAUUAAUUAGGUUAUUUCAAACUAAGUUAGUCAUUAUGACACAUACUUCUAGUCCAUUUAAUUUAGAUGUGUUAGAUAAGAAUACUUAUUAUACUUACUUGUUUUAGUCAAAUAUGAAGUCUCGAAUAGUUAGAUAUGUUAAUCAAUCUAUGGCUGUCUUUACCUAGAGCAUAUUAAGCAACAAACGGUGUAUUCAGCAGGUUGCUUACAGUGUUUGCAAGUUAUUUCAUCAUAAAACUGAUUGUUUUUUUACUGCUUCUCUUCUUCACGUUAAUCUCUUCAAUUGAUAUUGGGAACAAUUUCACGAAUAUUUGUCUGGAUACUUAAAGUUGUUACAUCUUGCGGGAUCUGGGGAGUUGUGUACGUUAAGAAUAUGAGUUUUGUAAAUUUCUUGGAAAGUAUAAUGUACCAUUUGCAAUAAACGUGUUUUCUUGAGUUCACGUAGACAGACUUUGGAGAUACUGCUACCAGUCAAGUUACUCCAUAGGUACAAAACAAGUUGGAAAAUGAGUUUAAAGAAGGGAAGUCAAUAUUAUCUAUUAAAAAAAUGUAGCCAGGAAAAAAAAACAGGGUAAUUUUGUUUGCCAUUAAAGCAAUUUAUUUCAAUUUUGAACGUAUUUAUUUUGAUAAAUAUAUCAUACUUAUAGAACAUUUACACGGUAUAUAUAUGCUUCGUUAUAAGGUAGGCGUUUUAGAGCCAUAUAAAAUAGGAAUUUGGGCCACAGCAAUGUAUCUUAUGCAAUUAAGCAAUGGUUAACCGUAUUUAAACAUAAAUAGCUAUUGCGCCAUCUUUCAAUUCUAGGACUUCGAAAUUAAGCAAAUUAAAAACUAGAUAUCAAUUCAUAGUCAUUGACUAUAUUUCCUAAAAGCAAUUUGGCAAUUUCAUAUAUACUUGCCAUUAUCAAUAGUGGAAUCGACGAUAUUUGAACGCUAAUCAAAAGAUUAUGGCGCUGAGCAUACUGAAUCCGUUCGCACGUCGCGAGCGGGAUGUCGCUAUAAUACGCGCAUAGCGUUGUUUCGUUCAACCAAUGGAGCGACGUGCGAAUCGGAUCCAAUGUGCUAAGCGCCUCUUAUACUAUACCUGUUGUUGUAUGAAUAAAUUUAACAAGUACCUACAUUUUAUCAGUAUCACACACCAUAGCUUAAAGUGGAAUUUCAAUCAGUACCUGUUAUACUAUUAAGGGCUUAUUAACCAUAUCAAAUACGAUUCUCUGUUUGUUUAACUAUAUUUAUAUAUUUUUAGAAGUUAGUUACUAGUUAGGCUUAUCAUUCCAUAAUAAAUCACAACAAAAUAUAGGUAGUCAAUGUUUUAGGUUGAUAAACUAGGAAAAAACACACAUGCAUCUAUUAUUUAUUCUAUUCUAGUUUUUGAAGCUUUAUUUACUUGUCAAUGGAAUAUAACCUUAGCCCUAUUUUCUCUAUAAUUACCUAGAAAUCUAGUAUUAUCUCACAAGUUACCAAAGAAGAUUAUUAAUAGAUGUGAAAGUUAAGUAUUAUAUGAUAUGAUAUGAUAUGAUAUGAUAUGAUAUAUUAGAUAAAUUCGAUUUCAUGCCUAUGUUCCUUUACUUCACUUAAAUCUUAUGUAAGGUGCCAUUGUAGUUAAAUAAAUAUAUUUAGAUAUUAAAUAAUGUUAAAGAAGAGGUAAAAUAUCCAUUUUUAUUAUUUGAAUCGUUGACGUAUAUUUUGGUAGGUAUAGCUAUUAUCAAAAAUAAUGCAGACCCAGGCAGAGGGACCUCUUUUUUAUUAUUAUCACAAACGAUAAUAAAUGAGUAACAAUUUGUCACACACUGCUUACUUCAAUUUUAGCUUAGCGCAUAUUUCAUGAAUUUGACAAUUCAAAUUGUAGACAAACAACAAGUCGUCUUACCUGUCUGUAAUUUUACUAUUUGGUCCAAUAUUGAAUACCAAAUCGUAAAAUUGGUAAAAUGAAGUCCUAAAAAUUAUGUUUAUGAUAAUACUAUAGAUCUGCGCAAAUUCAUCUAUCUAGUUGUGUUAACCAUUACCAUAGGGUAGCCAAAAAUUUGACUACGUUUUGUUAGCCAGCUAAGAAACAGGUAAAAGCCGAGUUUGCACGAGUAUUGUUCACCUGAACACCAAAUAUUCUAGAAGUUAUACACUAUAAAAUAAGUUUAUG
Messenger RNA from Cydia pomonella (codling moth), 5513 nucleotides. RefSeq names its product inositol polyphosphate-5-phosphatase A (gene 5PtaseI). Lineage: Eukaryota; Metazoa; Arthropoda; Insecta; Lepidoptera; Tortricidae. The transcript is spliced from 14 exons. Gene Ontology annotation, biological process: phosphatidylinositol dephosphorylation. The record is from RefSeq and is a predicted model, not a curated record. Gene Ontology annotation, molecular function: inositol-polyphosphate 5-phosphatase activity. The coding region runs from base 274 to 2022 and encodes 582 amino acids.